CCUGAUUAUUCAUUAUGGUAAAUUAUUGCGAUGGGUGUAGUAUCAAGUCUAAUAUCGUUUGUUUUACAGGGCUCCAUAUUCUCAGCUAUUGGCCGUGGAAUCAACGCCAUCAUAUUUGGCAUUGCAGAUGUCUUGAUGAUCAUCGUUGGGGCUAUCACGACUGUUAUUGUCACAAUAUUCGACGUUAUCACCGAUAUUCUGUGUUGUAGAUGCUGUGGCUCCCGUCGCUCAAGCAGACGCACAGGUCGAAGUUUAAGGCGUAGAGGAAACUAUUAGUGGGACGCUAUAUGCUACCAAGGCUACUUGCCAUUCACGUUUACGAGCCUUGGACUGGGUUGCUAUUCUUAAUCUACCCAUCUAUUCUAAUUCCCAUACUGUGUUGACGAGUUUCGUGGUCAGCCUAUAUUUACAAGCAGUUGACCAUAUCAUAUAUCAAGUUCGCUAGCACUGUCUUUGAAGUCUGGGGUGGACAUUUCAAUCACGAGGAUUCUGAAGAUACAACUGGUUCUUUCCAUCAGCGCUUGUAAGUUAUACGAGGAAGACCAAAGUGUGGGCAAAUUGAUAUAAGUAAAAACGCCUGUCGAACGGGCUUGCCGCAAGAACCGACCUAGGGUCUCUUCAGUCGUGAAGCCCGUCUGCC
Messenger RNA from Suillus bovinus, 640 nucleotides. RefSeq lists its product as uncharacterized. The record is from RefSeq and is a predicted model, not a curated record. Bases 31 to 276 code for a protein of 81 amino acids. The transcript is spliced from 2 exons. NCBI's taxonomy places the organism in Eukaryota, Fungi, Basidiomycota, Agaricomycetes, Boletales, Suillaceae.